AUGAAUAUCGUUCACGCUUCCUUCCAAGCAUCAUUUGAUUCGCGCGUUGAUCACUUAAGCCAUGCUGACCUUGAGGAUUUGCACGCGAUCUUUCGCUACUUCGAUACUGAUGACGAUGGAAAAGUCUCAGCAGGUCAAGCAUGCCGCAUGUUCGCGCUGUUAGGGCUUGACGUAAAUAUCACACACGUUCAUGAGCUGGGCGAGGUCUAUCUCGAUGAGUUUAUAAAAAUUGUAGAUAGUCAUGUGCAAGUGUCACCCUCUGUAGCAAGUCCGAAACACGAGGUGCACGCAGUUGAAAACAGGCAUGUUCAACAGAAUAGAGAUCCAAGUGAAAAUGACCUCGAGAAAGAUUUGCGAUUUGAACAAUCAGUGGAAAGUGAAUGGAAGCUCUUAGACACGCAUCGCCGAGGCUACGUGAGUCAACAGGAGCUGAGUCGCUUUCUCAUCAAUUGUCAGUCAAAUCUUUCGAGUGACGAUAUGGAAAGGUUUCUGGAGAUGUACGGUGACCUCACAUCGAAAAAUAAUAUCGAGGAGGGUCGAUUAACGAAAGCAGGUUUUAUCAAGUUCCAACGCGAAUACAAGAAUAGAAAUAUCCAGAGUCUUUCGUGCGUCAACAAUACUGAUAAUCAAUCGUCCGGCAUAACACAAUCUCCAGACAAAUCUUCACAUUCAACGGCGAGUAAAAGGAACUAG
Molecule: messenger RNA, 693 nt
Organism: Plasmopara halstedii
Lineage: Eukaryota; Oomycota; Peronosporomycetes; Peronosporales; Peronosporaceae
Product: EF-hand domain pair
Exons: 5
Coding region: 1-693 (230 amino acids)
Molecular function (GO): calcium ion binding
Source: RefSeq, a predicted model, not a curated record